ACCGUAAAAUUUCAUCUCUCAGGGAGGUGGCUUCAGUAUCGAGCGAGGCAGACCCGGUCCUCCAGGGAGAUCAGGGGUGACCAUGAGAUCCGAAUACGCUCAAAAUUCAAAUUCAACAAUACACUAUCCACUCGCAAACCAAUCAAGCUCCUUCCUGCAGCUUCGACUUGAAUGAACUUGCUCGCCUUAACGGUGGACGAAUGCCGAGAAUAGAAAAAGAAUCCUCAAUAGCCCUCUGGGAAGGAUUCAGUGCCCUGUACAUGGACACUUCCUCUGGUAGCGGUUGGGGACAGCCUCUUUCCUCCUCUGGUAGUUGUCUCAAGAACUUCGAGAUUCAGCCGGUUGUGGAAUGCAGUACCAAUCCCGGGUGUGAGGUAAAGUUUGACGAGAGUAGCAUGUGGAUGAGUACAUGUCCUGAAGAAGGGUCUGGAGACACUAUUGGAGAGUUCCUUCCCUACGGAGAGACAGAAUACGACGUUGCAAACCCUAAACCGGUAACGGAUUACAUAUCUCGGUGCUCAGUAUGCCAGAGUACCUACCCUUGGUUGGCAGUCCACAGUUUUAACGAUAGAGUUCCUGAAUGCCCGCAAGCCAAUAACGGAAAGUUUGAAGCUUAUACGCUUUGGGUGGGAUGGAGUCUUAUCGUGGCUAAAGACAGAGGUGGUGGUGUUGGACAAGAUUUGACCACUCCUGGGUCUUGUAUGAGACGGUUCUCCCCGCUGAUUUCAGCCAAGUGUCAGUACGCUGGAACUUCAGUGAGCGGUCCUAACUGUGUGUUCCAGUCUUCUGGUGCCGAGAUAUUGUUCGUCAGGAACUCUGAGAAAGAGUUUGAUGAUGAUGUGGAUGUUGGUGUUCUUGAUGACGACCUUCAUACUUACUUCUCCAGAUGCGCUGUAUGCUUGCUUAAGAUUCUCCGAUAAGAUGACCGGAUUGGAUGUUCUCUGAAUUGGAUUUUAUGGUUGAUGAGUUUUGAGAAUUGUUACAAAUGUGAUAAUGAUAUAUUUUGCGUGU
This is a messenger RNA of Bolinopsis microptera, 1011 nucleotides long. RefSeq names its product collagen alpha-1(IV) chain-like. The transcript is spliced from 7 exons. Bases 201 to 920 code for a protein of 239 amino acids. Gene Ontology annotation, molecular function: extracellular matrix structural constituent. The record is from RefSeq and is a predicted model, not a curated record. NCBI's taxonomy places the organism in Eukaryota, Metazoa, Ctenophora, Tentaculata, Lobata, Bolinopsidae. Gene Ontology annotation, cellular component: collagen trimer.